Messenger RNA from Fopius arisanus, 1300 nucleotides. It is a transcript of the gene Coq3, whose product is annotated as ubiquinone biosynthesis protein COQ3, mitochondrial. The transcript is spliced from 4 exons. Gene Ontology annotation, cellular component: mitochondrion. The record is from RefSeq and is a predicted model, not a curated record. Gene Ontology annotation, biological process: ubiquinone biosynthetic process. Gene Ontology annotation, molecular function: 2-methoxy-6-polyprenyl-1,4-benzoquinol methyltransferase activity. NCBI's taxonomy places the organism in Eukaryota, Metazoa, Arthropoda, Insecta, Hymenoptera, Braconidae. The coding region runs from base 407 to 1270 and encodes 287 amino acids.
UCAACGUAUUGAACUUUUGUCGUUAUUCAAGUUUUAUGUAACGAUGUUCAAUUUUUCCGCUUCGUGAAAAGUUGAGCGCCAUUUUUGAAAUAUUGUCAAAAGCAUAUAACUGAGCACAACAUAACAAGAUAACACAUAGUCUCUAACCUCGAACAUUAGGCUGUGCCGGAGAAUCAUUUACGCCAGUUGAUUUAACAUUGCGCAAUACUUAUCAAGUUCAAUUUCAUCUCUGAGUUAUCAAAGACUGAAGUUCCGUGGAAAUUCACGAGUGACAAGUUUUCAAAGCGCUAUACGAUCAUUUGUUUUGUAGCAAUUUUGGAGAGUCAAUGGCAGACCUAAGAACGAUGGCUUGAAAAUAUCGGAGUGGAAUAAAAUCAGUCGUUCAGCACAUUCAAAAAAUAUAAAAAUGAGUUUGACGGUUAUUAAAAGAUAUCUGACAUCCAGUUUGGUCCCCCUUACUCGGCAUUGUUCGACACAAACAAUAAAACCAAUUCCGGAAGUGCCGAAGUCUAAAGGAACCACAGUAGAUUCCAACGAUGUAAAACAACACGGAGAAUUGUGCGACAAAUGGUGGGACCUUGAUGGACCCAUGAAAGCUCUUCAUACCCUCAAUCCCCUACGAGUUCAAUUGGUGAGAGAUGGCCUUGCCAAUGUAGGAUGGAGAGAAGUUAAUCCUGCACAUCCUCUGGAAGGAGUGAAGAUCUUAGAUGUUGGUUGUGGUGGUGGAAUUCUCUCGGAACCUUUGGCGAGAAUCGGAGCCUCUGUAACUGGACUCGAUAUGUCCAAGAACUUAAUUGAACUCGCAAAAUCUCACGCCAUUCGCGACCCAAGUCUGUCAGGACGACUCACAUAUUUGAAUACCUCCAUCGAGGAAUAUAUUCGUACUAAUGCCGGCAUUUACGAUGCAAUUGUCGCUUCAGAAAUAUUGGAACACGUUGCUGAUCAGGAACUUUUUCUCAAGUGCUGUGCAGAUUCUGUGAAGCCUGGUGGCUCCAUAUUCAUCACCACAAUGAAUAAAACAAUUCCCUCGUAUGUGGGUGGAAUAGUAGCUGCUGAGUACAUUUUAAAAAUUCUUCCCGUGGGGACUCACGACUGGAAAAAAUUCAUUUCUCCUGAAGAAGUUCAACGCAUGCUUGACAAAGUGGGAUGUCGAACAAAACUGAUUCACGGCGAGUUUUACAAUCCAAUCAGUAAUCGAUGGACUUGGAUUUCGUCGACUGCAGUUAAUUAUGCCCUCCAUGCUAUUAAAACUGAGGAAAUUAAGAAGUAAUAUAAAAAUAAAUGUAUUUUUCAAGAAUAA